Molecule: messenger RNA, 756 nt
Organism: Hipposideros armiger (great roundleaf bat)
Lineage: Eukaryota; Metazoa; Chordata; Mammalia; Chiroptera; Hipposideridae
Gene: PDE6G
Product: phosphodiesterase 6G
Exons: 4
Coding region: 212-475 (87 amino acids)
Biological process (GO): visual perception; positive regulation of epidermal growth factor receptor signaling pathway; positive regulation of G protein-coupled receptor signaling pathway
Cellular component (GO): photoreceptor outer segment membrane
Molecular function (GO): 3',5'-cyclic-nucleotide phosphodiesterase activity; cGMP binding
Source: RefSeq, a predicted model, not a curated record
CACCCUGUCUCCGCAUUUCUCAGUUCCUUCUUCGUUGACACUGCUGGGUGCCCCAGGAAUGCCACCAUGAAUGAGACCUGAGUGUCCCAACCCCUGAGGAUUGGGGAGGGGAGCACAGAAAAGGAGACACGUGAAGAGGGUCUGCCCCCAACCCACAGCGUGAGGGAGUCCAGAAGCCAAACGUCACCACAGGGUCUCUGCCAGCUUGGCCAUGAACCUGGAGCUGCCCAAGGCCGAGAUCCGGUCGGCCACCAGGGUGAUUGGGGGUCCUGUCACUCCCAGGAAAGGGCCCCCAAAAUUUAAGCAGCGGCAAACCAGGCAAUUCAAGAGCAAGCCCCCCAAGAAAGGCAUCCAAGGGUUUGGGGAUGACAUCCCUGGAAUGGAAGGCCUGGGAACAGACAUCACGGUCAUCUGCCCGUGGGAGGCCUUCAACCACCUGGAGCUGCACGAGCUGGCCCAGUACGGCAUCAUCUAGCAGCAGACCUUGUCCAGGUCCCCCGAUGCUCCCCUCUGCCGCCCACCCCGACCCCUGUUUAGGAUCCUUGUGAGGAGGCCUGCCCCUCCAACAGUGUCCAGAUUGCCAGGUUUUGUUUGAAGACCCUCGAAGGGCGACAACCUCAGGUCCCCAGAUACCAGGCGCCCACCACCUUCCUAUAGGAUGCCCUUUUGGGGCUGGCCAGGCCCUGCUUAACUUCCAGAGACACUGGCCCGCAUUUGCUGACUCCAUUUCACAAUAAAAUUAUGUGCCCCCACUGA